AGCUACAGGCGGGAUCGAUAUUUCUUAUUCCGAACUCCCCGCGCGACCGCGAGUUGGAACUAUAACCUAGUGGAAGAUGUUGUUUUCUUGAACAAGAGGUUGAGCUCAUACCAGGAGAGACAUUAUCUUCUUUCUGAAAUCUAAAAAGACAAAAUGUCUUCGGCCGUCCAGCAAGUGUGCGAGCUGCUUGGUGCGGCGCUGAAGCACGCGGAUUAUGGCAAGGUUGUCCAGCUUGUUGGCGAACUCUCAGGAAUGCUGAAAGAGCGCAGCCAGACUGCAUCCCUGAUCGAUGAAACAAGACACGAUUUACUCCUGCGGCUAGUCGAGGAGCUGCCUCAAGUAGAUUUUGAGGGCAGGAAAGAUAUCGUUGCUCUAGUUUCGCUGGUGUCGAAACUGCAGGUUGGAGGCAGUAGCAGUAGUAGGAGUAAGGAAGCUGGCGGACUAAAAGACAGCUCCGUUGACGAAAACACACUUUCGGAUUUCGAGAAAUAUGUGGUAUUUCAUCUAUUUGUAGUUAAACCGGUGACGAAAACACAUUUUCGGAUUUCGAGAAAUAUGUGGUAUUUCAUCUAUUUGUAGUUUCAUUGCAAUGUAUAUUAGCGUUGCGCCUCGUGACUUCAUAUUAUUUGACGCUGCAGGGUGUCACCGUAUAGUCUAAGGGUUGGCAUGCUAGCCAAUGAUAGACUUCAUGGAAUGGAGUGGAUGGUUGGUUGGUAGUUUUGUGAGGGGUCGAACUUUUCUUGAGAUGGCAUGGUUUUCGUGCAGUACUUUUCCCGCAUUCACUCGUCACUGACUGAACCAUCAAAUUUCCAUGUCAUCACCAAAUUCCUAACAGAUCUCGAAGCAGCUAAUCUCACGCCUGGCCAAACGCUACGCUGAAGUACCCGAUCUCAGUCUGAACUACGGCAUUUUACUCAGAGAAUUUUGCAGGUGUCCUGGGAUUAGUCGGCACGCUUUGGAGUCUCGAGUGCUCUACGACCUCUUUUUGAUCGCCAGGAGAGGAGAAAACUUCGACUUGGCCUCAGAUGCGUUUCUUUCAAUAAUUAUGAUUGGUUUUGGUUUACAGGCUGAACUAGUACUAGCAUUUCUAUAUUACAUUAAAGGCUACUUUUCAAGAAUUUCAAUUUGCUUUUCCAUCGAUCUUCACUUGAAGAUGGGACACUGUGACAACGCACUUUGCUCUAGCAGUUUCAGAUCCGCUGCUCCUCAUUUCUAAUCCAGAAGACAUCCUCACACGGCAGAAGUCUCUUGGCGCCAGCUGGAUUUUAGCGAAUUUCGAGGAAUUUUUCCAGAAAUACCACGAAAUUUUACUUGCCGAGAGUGACCAAAGAGCAGCCGAAGAAGACCUCUACAUCUGCCAACGACAAUCGCUGAAACUGUUAUCGGACAUGCUUCUGGACCGGACCUUCAUGCAGAUCAUGCUACGAUACAUCAACUCGGAUGAGUAAUUUUUAUACUUGUUCAUUUUCUGCUUUUUAUGAAGACGAAUAAUUUUAUGUAUGAGACUUGAUAUUAACUCUCUGGCUUGUUCCUUGUUGAGGACCUUGAGAGGUAAUAAAUGUUGUUACUACAUCGAUACCACGCAAAAAUACGUGCAGGUACCUUAAAGUCCACAUGCAGUUCCUGCGUUCCUCUUCUAAGACGAUCCAGUUUGAAGCCUUCCACGUGUUCAAAAUUUUCGCUGCCAAUCCCAACAAGAAACCUCGAGUCACCCGCAUUCUCUACCAGAAUCGCCUCAAAUUAGUGGAUUUUCUGGGUACGUUUCUGGUACCCGAAAGAAAUUCCGACCAACAGUUCUUGCAGGACAAGAUGACGGUCAUUCAAAAAUUGAAGGCCCUACAACUACCUGACGACACGACGACACCCAGUGGAGCAGCCUCAAAUGCGGGGACUUCUCAGGCGUCGACCAAUGGCGGAGCAGCCUCAAAUGCCGGAACAGAGUCGACGACUCAGGCAUCAACCACAGGGUGAUGGUUCCCUGAAUCGCCCUCUGUUGGUUCUUCGGGAAUAUUGAAACCGAAGUACUCGAAAGAUGGAGUUCAACUCCUUCAAGCCUCCAAUUAUACCCAAGCAGCCUGUUUAUAAACGCGAAACUGUUGUUGAUAGGAAAGAACUACUCCGUGAAACUACGGUCGUGGUAACCCAACAUAGAUAUCGAGACUUCGCGCUAAAGAUGAAUGUCGUAUUUUUUCAACAGAUUCAACGAACCAUUCUCUCUGUUACGCAUGAUCAAU
Messenger RNA from Amoebophrya sp. A25, 2234 nucleotides. Lineage: Eukaryota; Dinophyceae; Syndiniales; Amoebophryaceae. The record is from the annotation of a GenBank genome assembly.